AUGAAAAAGAGUGUAUGCUAAAAAAAUAGGUUUUUGAAGACUUCCUGGGGAGGAAAAUAUCAAAUACCUGAAGAAAGAAGUUGAGAAUCUGAAAGGGGCCACAUAAUCAUGUCUCUGAACACAGACAGCGACACCCUUGUAAAUAAAACGCUUCGUGUCCUCUCAGGAGCUACUGCGCAUCUCACCGCUGUGACACUCACAGUGUACGUGACCUAUGUGUCAAGGCCUGGAACAUCUCUCUUCUCCUGGCACCCAUUCCUAAUGACAGUUGCGUUCCUGUUCCUAAUGACAGAAGCCAUCCUAAUAUUCUCUCCUGAUUCGUCUCUUCUGCGCUCCUUCACUCGUAGAGCAAAAGGUCGUGCUCACUGGAUUCUCCAGCUCUUAUCAGUAAUUUGUGCUGUGAUAGGGUUGGUAAUAAUUUACUCCAAUAAAGUCCUACAUGAAAAGCCUCACUUCUCUACUUGGCAUGGACUCAUCGGUGCAUUGACACUGUCGUGGGCUCUUCUGCAGAGCGUUGGUGGUCUGACUCUAAUGUACCCCAAGUUAAUACAGAGAUGGAAUCUAGCAACACGGAAACUGUAUCAUGCCACAGCUGGCUUGCUUGGCUACCUCUUAGGUUGUACCAGCCUCUUGCUCGGCAUGUGCUCUGUCUGGUUCAGUGCCCAUGUAACUGGCAUCUCUUGGUACCUGUGCAUCAUGUGCCCAAUUCUCACUGGUCUGGUCAUCAUGAAUCAAGUGAGCAAUGCAUAUUUGUACAGAAAAAGAAGUCAGUCCUGAGCUCAUAAAACAGGACAUGUUUUGGCAUCAGGUGUUCCAUGCGGAUGUACAUAUAUGGGGUAAAAUGUAAUGAACAAUUGUAAAAAUUCUUCCAAAGAAAAUGAAACAUUGAUAAUGUUGGUGCCUUUUACUGCUUUUAACCUCUUAAGGACAUAUGACGGAAUUUUUCCGUCAUAAAACAAUUGAGCAAACUGAAAGCUGUGUCUUUAAAGGAGGUGUCUAAUUCCAGAACAGUGUUGGUAUAGUCCAAACGACUUACAUUUUUGAAAGUGUAUAUACAGUAUAUGAAAGGAGUCUUCAUACACAUCAUCAUAAAUGUUCCUGUUCAAAGCUGGAAAUGUUUAGCGAACCAUGCUUGUAAAUCUUUCAAUUCCUGAUCCUCUAAAUAUUUCUAAAAGUAUAUUGUGCCACAGAGUGCCCAUCCUUUAUAGCUCUUCCACAAAUUUAAGGUAAAAAAGAUAAAUAUGCAUAUCAUGUUCAUUCUACUCAAUAGAUGAUUUGCCAGCCAUAUUAGAGUAUGUUGCAUAAUCAGCUAUUGAUGCUGUAAGACCGCUUACUUGAGUUUUGUCUACCUAUAAUCAGAAUUUUAACUAAACUGACGUUCAGGCCCCAGCUGGUGUAUAAAAUAAGUGUUUUAUAGAAAAUAAAAGUCCUUCUUGAAGGAAAAAAAAUCCAACACUGUACACCAGAGAAACCUGAAGAAAAAAAAUGGGCAGAUGAAAAGUAACAAGCUUGGAAAUUUAUAGGUUACAAUGACUUCUAUAACUGUUAUGAUGCAGAUCGAAGAGCAAUAUUUAUGUGUUGCUAAUAUUUUUGUGUCUGAAAGACAAAGCUAAUACAACCGUUCAGAUAUGUACUUCCUACUACUGGAUAUCGAAUAGGACAAUUCUUACGGGUCAGUAGAAAUAAAAGUACAGAUGUCCGGAUGCCUUACAAAAACACGGCCCUGUUCUGCUAUUUUUUUUAUUGCCUUCAUUUAGAUGAAUGAAAAAUGAGUACAUGCUUUAAAACGUUUUUUCUUCCUGUUCAAAUUCAUUUUUGGAACACAGUAGUUUAUCAAUACAGUAACUCUGGUAA
This is a messenger RNA of Bombina bombina (fire-bellied toad), 1854 nucleotides long. Its product is annotated as transmembrane reductase CYB561D2. Lineage: Eukaryota; Metazoa; Chordata; Amphibia; Anura; Bombinatoridae. Gene Ontology annotation, cellular component: endoplasmic reticulum. Gene Ontology annotation, molecular function: transmembrane monodehydroascorbate reductase activity. The record is from RefSeq and is a predicted model, not a curated record. The transcript has 4 exons. The coding region runs from base 109 to 777 and encodes 222 amino acids.